This is a messenger RNA of Thlaspi arvense, 195 nucleotides long. The record is from the annotation of a GenBank genome assembly. Lineage: Eukaryota; Viridiplantae; Streptophyta; Magnoliopsida; Brassicales; Brassicaceae.
AUGGAGAUGGUUUGGGAUAUAGAGCAGACUAGAAUAAAUAGAUCUCUCUGCGAGGCCCUUCACCAAGUUCAUGUUAUUCUCUUAGAUCCUUCGUGCUCUGGAUCUGGGACCACUGCCAUUAGAUUAGAUCACUUGCUACCUUCGCAUGGCACAGUUGCCUUGCUACUUCCAUCAUAUUUACUAAAGCUACAAUAA